Molecule: messenger RNA, 736 nt
Organism: Pundamilia nyererei
Lineage: Eukaryota; Metazoa; Chordata; Actinopteri; Cichliformes; Cichlidae
Product: ras-related protein ORAB-1-like
Exons: 6
Coding region: 1-639 (212 amino acids)
Molecular function (GO): GTPase activity; GTP binding
Source: RefSeq, a predicted model, not a curated record
AUGAAUCCUGAAUAUGACUACUUGUUCAAGCUUCUUCUCAUCGGUGACUCUGGAGUUGGAAAGUCAUGCCUGCUGCUGCGCUUUUCGGAUGACACCUACACCGAAAGCUACAUCUCUACCAUAGGGGUCGACUUCAAGAUCAGGACCAUUGACAUGGAUGGGAAAACUGUCAAGCUACAGAUUUGGGACACAGCAGGUCAAGAGAGGUUUCGAACCAUCACCUCCAGCUACUACAGAGGCGCUCACGGCAUCAUCAUUGUGUAUGAUGUCACUGAGCAGGAAUCCUUUAACAAUGUGAAGCAGUGGCUGGAUGAAAUAGAUCGUUACGCCUGUGAAAACGUCUCCAGGCUGCUGGUGGGAAACAAGUCUGACCUCGUUAGUAAGAAAGUGGUGGAUGCUGCCACUGCUCAGGACCUGGCUUCGUCCCUGAAGAUCCCGUUCUUGGAGACUAGUGCGAAGAGCUCUGAUAAUGUGGAGAGGGCGUUCCUUACCAUGGCCUCUGAGAUCCACAAACGUCUGGCCAGUGAAGGAGGGGGCAUGGAGGGCGAGUCAGCAGAGGCCAGGACCGCCAAGAUCAACAGCGCCCCCCUGUGGCUGGGAGGGGAAAAACAGACGCAGGAGGCCAAUAACUGCUGCUGAGGUGGAAACAUAAGCACAAAUAUUUAUUACUUGAUGAGACAGAUGUGUCAUUUGAAAAAGACCCAGCUGUCUGGUUUAAGGACUCAUUAACUGAGUG